AAAUCAAUAAAUAAACAUGUUUAUCAUGAACCUCUCUGUAGAGUCUACAAGUAAACAACAGGAGUAGUUGAUGAAUCAACACUUGUUCGAGUUUGGACCCUGCAGCCUAUCAGCUCUGAGCGCAGACCCUCAAUCAUGAAAGCGCUGAACCGCAGCCGCCCCCAGACGCGUGACGUGUCCGCCCGCUCGCAAAACACUGAAACCGGUGGAUGCAACACGUCCCUCAGACUCUCCGGUGCUGAAGCUGCGCGCAUCCCGGAGAUUCCAGCACCCCGCGUCCUCUCACCGCUUCACUAUGGAUCAUGACGCUUUUCGGCGCCUGGUGAAACUUCUCUUCGUUUCCUUCUCUCGCUUUAACCAUCACCUUCGCGUCUUGACGUGAUAGACUUGCUGUUUGACAGCCCUGGGAAUCGGUAUAACCUGAACACUCACUCUCUUUUUGCGGUAUAGUUAUGUCUGACUCUACAACUGUGCUGCUAUUCGAACUGACGCUUUAAUUUAGUUGCACUUUGGCUUCACCAAUUAAAUAAAAAACAAAAAACGCAGAGAUUUCUGGAGUGAAUUGACGCCUAAACGCGCAACUGGAGCAGAGCCAGUGCCAUGGGGCCCUUACUCUGGGAAGGGCGCCUGUCAUGUUUUCUCCUCCACGCUUCUGUUCUCCUGCUGCUCAGCAAGGGGGAGCGGAUGUGCCCUGUGAGUUGCCGCUGCGAAGGCAAGAUUGUUUACUGCGAGUCUGGCGGCUUUCAAGACGUCCCGGAGAACAUCUCUCUAGGGUGCCAGGGUCUAUCUCUGCGCUACAACAGCCUCCUGUUGUUGCUACCUUACCAGUUUGCUCACCUCAACCAGCUGGUCUGGCUCUACCUGGACCACAAUUCCAUCAGCACAGUGGAUAGGCUGGCCUUCCAGGGACUCCGUCGGCUAAAGGAGCUAAUUCUGAGCUCGAAUAAAAUUGCGCAGUUGCAAAACGGCACGUUUGAGACUGUCCCGAACCUGCGCAACCUUGACCUGUCCUACAAUCAGAUGCAGGACUUAGUACCUGGGCAUUUCCACGGACUUCGCAAGCUGCAAAACCUUCACCUGCGAUCAAACAACAUCAGAAGCAUACCUGUCCGUACUUUUAUGGAAUGUCGGAGUCUGGAGUUUCUGGAUUUGGGCUACAAUCGCUUACGGACUAUAACUCGUACGACCUUCCUGGGACUGCUCAGGCUGACAGAACUUCACCUUGAACACAAUCAGUUUUCCCGGAUUAACUUUUUCCUAUUUCCACGGCUCUUAAACCUGCAGGCUCUUUAUCUGCAAUGGAAUCGCAUACGGACAGUCGUCCAAGGUUCGCCUUGGACCUGGCACACUUUGCAGAAACUGGAUCUAUCAGGCAACGAGAUUCAGAUUUUGGAUCCUGCUAUUUUUAGGUGUUUGCCCAACUUGCACACACUCAAUCUGGAGUCUAAUAAGAUCAGCAACGUGUCACUGGAAGUGGUUUCAUCAUGGAUCUCCAUUAGCACCAUCAACCUGGCAGGAAACAUAUGGGACUGCAGCUCUAGCAUAUGCCCUUUGGUGUCUUGGCUGAGAAACUUCAGGGGAACUAGAGAUGCCAGCAUUAUUUGCAGCACUCCUAAAUCCCUUCAGGGAGAAAGAGUAAUGGAUGCGGUGAGGAACAACUCGGUGUGUGAAGAGAUGUUUACUGUGGAACCGACCACAGAAUUAACCCUUCUUUUGACUACUACUACGACAACUCUUUAUGUGACAAAGCCACCUACAACUACCACUACAACCCCACGCACCACGACUAGACAGCUUUCCCAAGUUACCCACAUACAAAGACUGACCCCAAAGGUUUUAUUACCCGUUCGACCUGAGAAAGAAUUCCUAACGGUGACACCAAGCAGCUUACCCUUUACCCCCGAACCGGAGUUUGAGCAUAUGACCUUCCACAAGAUCAUCGCUGGCAGCGUCGCCCUAUUCCUCUCAGUGUCAUUAAUCCUAUUAGUGAUUUACGUGUCGUGGAGAAGGUACCCUAACAGCAUGAGACAACUCCAGCAGCACUCAAUCCGGCGCAAGCGCAGGAAAAAGACCCGAGAGCCUGAACAUAACAUCAACUCUCAACUGCAAGAAUAUUAUCUGAGCUACAACCAUGCCAAUGCAGAGACCAUGGACUCUUUGGUUAACGGGGCGUGCACCUGCACCAUCUCGGGCUCCAGAGAGUGCGAGAAUGCAUACUCGUAUCCCAGACCGCUACCGGGGGCCUGGAUGGGAGACGUACCCACAAUUCACUGAGGAGGCACACUACUGGCCAUUAUGAUUUGCAGCGGCUCAGAUAAAGCCCUUCCUGGAUUUUGCUUCAGCGAUUUUACAACACAAAGGGAGUGUAAUUUGAAAAGAAUUAGGCUGAAUGGGCGGCACACAUCUUCAAACCCUCAUUCAAAUGUGGAGCAAGUGGAUACAGCUUCAAUUUGACACCCUUUCCAAACCGGUUUGGUUGUCACAUCGGCCAACAAUAAACAUCCCCCACAAUGGGGCUGGCAAGCACGCAAGGCAAAUCUAUUCAAAAUGAACCAGCAAAAUCUUUCUCGACGUAACCAUUGUUGCUGUAUGAUAGCUACUACCUGCUCUCCCCCACAGGAAAUCGACGUCUAGCGUCCGACCGGCUCAAACCUCCUGUCCCGUUCAUCCUUUUGUGUUGUGUAGUGCUGUGACAAACGAUUCAUGCAGAACCAUUUGAAAAAGUCUCUCAUGAUCAGUGGACGGUAAUUGCUCAAUUGAGCACAGCCCACAAGGAUGUUUCUGAGGACCACCAAACAACGGAAGAUAUUUUUGACUGCUUUGAAAACAUCCAGAUAAAAAAAGCUUGUUUGCAAAGACUGUAACCUCACCAUGAGUUCCCACUGUGAUUUGAUUUCAACCCUGGCUGAACUUGGACUCGCCACAGGAGAGCUCAAUUGUGGGUAUAGUGUGUAUGUGUGUGUGUUGUGGAUGUGUUUUUUUGUUCUUUGUUUAAAGCUGGAUUUUCCACGCUUUUCUUGGAUUUUUUUUAGGAGUCUCUUUGUUCAGACAUAAAAGUUAGCUCACUAUUUUUGUAAGAGCACCAUAUCAUCAUAAUGUGAUGAAUCAAAGAGAGAUCAACUUUAAAAACAUGGAAAUAC
Messenger RNA from Danio rerio (zebrafish), 3140 nucleotides. The record is from RefSeq and is a predicted model, not a curated record. NCBI's taxonomy places the organism in Eukaryota, Metazoa, Chordata, Actinopteri, Cypriniformes, Danionidae.